Messenger RNA from Trachemys scripta elegans, 8160 nucleotides. RefSeq names its product gastrula zinc finger protein XlCGF57.1-like. Gene Ontology annotation, molecular function: DNA-binding transcription repressor activity, RNA polymerase II-specific; RNA polymerase II cis-regulatory region sequence-specific DNA binding. Bases 249 to 2081 code for a protein of 610 amino acids. The transcript has 3 exons. Gene Ontology annotation, biological process: negative regulation of transcription by RNA polymerase II. The record is from RefSeq and is a predicted model, not a curated record. Lineage: Eukaryota; Metazoa; Chordata; Testudines; Emydidae.
CUUGUGCCAGCCGGAAGAGGUUUGGUUACGGGUCUUAGAGCCACCCAACAAUAAGAUGCCUCCGGCAAAGAUGUGACUGAAAAUGCACCCGUGUGUGGAGGGCCAGCGCUUGUGGUGUCAGUGGUGCACAGCGCCAGCCGUGAACGUCACCUCUGGCCCCAGUGACGUUUGAGGAUGUCGCAGUCUAUUUCUCGCCGGAGGAGUGGAAGGAGUUAGCGGAAUGGCAGAAAGAACUGUACUGGGACGUGAUGAAGGAGAAUUAUGAGCUCGUCACCUCGCUAGUAGAUGAUGAGAUUGUGAAUGAAAGUAUGGAGGAGAAGAAUCAGGAGGAAGAUGCUGAAAACCUGCUUCCAGUCAAGACCUUUUCAGUGAAACCUGAAGAGAAAGUUUCCCAAAGUUCAGUAAAGGUGAAAAACUGCCUGGGUCAGAGCAAACUCCAGACAACGCAGAGAAACUCUGCAGGGAACACACAAGGGCUAUCCACAAACAGCACGGCUCAGCAGAAAGUCCAGUUGACGGAGAGACCGGACGCCCUUCAGGAAUGCAAGCGAAGCUGUGUGGAGAAGACAGAUCUCCUGAUACGACAGAGGAACCACAAGAGGGAGAGGCCGUUUCCCUGCAGCGAGUGUGGGAAAUGCUUCUCUCAGAAAGGGGACCUGAAGAUCCACCUGAGAAUCCACACGGGGGAGCGGCCGUACACGUGCACCGAGUGCGGGAAAAGCUUCACCCAGCGGGGAUACCUGAAGAUUCACCUGAGGCUGCACACGGGGGAGAAGCCCUUUCCGUGCACCGAAUGCGGGAAACGGUUCCCGUCGAAGGGGGAUCUCAAAAUGCACCAGAGGAAGCACACGGGGGAGCGGCCCUUUCUGUGCAGUGAGUGUGGGAAGAGCUUCACUCGCAAGGUGGACCUCAAAGUCCACCAGAGGAAGCACACGGGGGAGAGGCCCUUUGCUUGCACCGAGUGCGGGAAGAGUUUUACUUCCAAGGGCUAUCUCAAGAUACACCUGGGACAACACAAGGGGAAGAGGCCGUUCACGUGUCUGGAGUGCGGGAAAAGCUUCAUUUCCAAGGGCUCCCUCAAGGCGCACCAGAGAAUCCACACGGGCGAGACGCCCUUCACGUGCACCGAGUGUGCGAAGAGCUUCACCACCAAGGGCUAUCUCAAGAUACACCAGAGGCUGCACACGGGGGAGACCCCGUAUCCCUGCGCCGAGUGCGGGAAGCGCUUCACCACCAAGGGCUAUCUGAAGAUACACCAGAAAAUCCACACGGACGGGACCCCCUUCAUCUGCAGUGAUUGCGGGAAGAGCUUUGCCACCAUGCGAUAUCUCAAGAUGCAUCAGAGAAGCCACACGGGGGAGACCACGUUCACCUGCGCGGAGUGUGGGGAGAGCUUCGCCCAGAAGGGCUAUCUCCGCAUCCACCAGCGGAUGCACACAGGGGAGGGCCUGUACACCUGCUCUGACUGUGGGAAAAGCUUCACUGCCAAGUACCUGCGGAUCCACCAGCGAAUGCACACGGGAGAGCGGCCCUUCACUUGCACGGAGUGUGGGAAAAGCUUCACUGCCGAGGGGUCUCUGAAAAUCCACCUCAAGAUUCACAGCAGGGUGCUGCUGAGUAUAUGCACUGACUGCGGGAAAAGCUUCUCCUCCAUGCGCUAUCUCAAGGUGCACCAGAAAACCCAUUCCCAAGAGCCAGCGAUGCUACCCGGCGAAAGGGGGGACGGUUUCCCGCAGAAGGCGCUUGCCGCUGUCCCUCAGAAAGCCCACAGAGAAAUGAUCUCAUUUACCUGCCAGGACUGCGGGAAAAGCUUCUGCCAGAAGUCUAAUUUAAUAACGCACCAGAAAGCCCACGCGCAGGAGAGACAGGUUCUCACACACAGGCCCAGCGCCGGCCCUGCAGCCGCUCCACCGACAUCCGUGAAGUUGCACCCAGUGAAUUUGGCUCAGGAAGUUUUAAGAGCAGGGAAAGAUCAUCUCGACCCAAAUCCCUAUCCCCUGGUCAUGGAUUUAAAGCCCAGCUUCCCGUUUGCUCUGCAGACCUGUCCACUUUCCCCAGGAGUAAAUCUAGGUGUCUCUUGAGCUCCCAUGGCAUCCCGCUCCUGCUGACGAUGUAUCCCGUGUGGUUAUUGUUACCUUUUGCAUGGUGUAGCUCUGCCCAGGUUCCUCCAUGUGCUUCCAAUUCCUAACCCUCCCCUAUUGCACCCUUCCAAGGUAGCGGCAGUGCCCCAGGUCGGGACUCACAAGAGCCUUACAUGCUACCACGUCCUUUGGUUUUUCCUCCUCUUCUAUCCACGCAGCAUAGCAUCUGGUCUGGCUUUUUUUCUGCAGCUUUGCAUUGAGCGGGUGGCUUCAAUGAUUUUAUCACAAUAAACCCCACUCGCGUGCUGGGCGACUAGAGAUCCUGAGCAUAGAUCCCCUCCCUUGCUCGCUCGCUCACACACUGAUUUCAUUGCACUGCGUUUCCGAUCAGUCAGUGCAGUCACCUACACGAGCCAAAUCCGUUACUACCCAGUGCCCAGAUCCGUAUCAUCUCCUCUGACUCUCUUUUUAGCAUCACGUACAAACCCUGAGCUGUGGGGCUGUAUUCAUUCCACGUAGAACUUCCUUGGAGGUACACCGGGGUGAACUGGGACUUUUCAGAAGCCUCCAUAGGACGGCAGAGGCUGUAGAAUCAACCCCGAGCCGCUCCACUCAUCAUCCAGUCUGUUGCCCCCCAUUGACUCCUGUUCCGGGAGUGCCGAGUGUUAGAGAAAGUUCACUGAAAACCCACGUUAGCGUAACAGAUGAGCAAACCGCAGAGGCCAGGAACCAGCAACUUGUGCUCAGUGCACGGAAAGAUCCCUCUGGAGGAGAAAGGGCAGAACUUGGCAGCAAGCCCAGGCCAGAAAGAACAAAUGUUGGCUCUGGUCGUGGUGGAAGAGCAGCGUGUGAGAAGAUCCACCUUCAAGGCCAAGGGAGACGUUGCACACGCAGCCGUCUGAUGUAUGGGGAGGGAGAAAAGCCAAAGUCACUGAAAUGGCGCCGGGGAGCCCGUGACAUUCAUCCAGUUAGGUCCCCCUUUAUUCUACAGCAGGGAAUGUGUGAGGGGUAAACAGCAGAAGAGCUGCUGGUAAGGGGUCCAGGCUAACUCCCUGGAGAAGGUGGAAGAGACUACAAGGAUCACAAUAAUUGUAGCUGGAAAACAGCUGUGAGAUCAUCGAAGCGAAUAUGUGCCUGAGACCUGCCCCCAGCCAGCUUCCUUCAUUUCUGCCUCUGUGUUUUAGGAGGCUCUGCUUCCCCGCGCUCCUGGGGGACAGCGGCUGAGGAGGAGACAUUCUGCCCCUUUCUCAGGUUUAUUCCCACAGCAGCUGACGUUGUGCCAGGCUCCCCUGGAAAUUUGCAGUUACUAACUCUGGGCUUUAUCCCUGUGGGACAGGCCAAGCAGUAGCGUCCUGUAGGGGCCCUGUACUGAGACAGCCUCUGGGGAUAGGGCUGGCUUUCACUCAUUCUCCGAGCCAGGCCUCUCCUGUGUCAGCGCCGCGUGGUGUGUCCUGGGGCCUGGAGCAGCUUCCUGCUCUGGGAGGCGGUGUUCAGAGGGUCGGGUGUUCUGGCUGGUGCUCAGGGUCUCUCUUCCUGAUAUGGAAAUUCUCUCCCACGCGAAGCUUGUGGCUUCUCACACUUCCCAGGAGUUUUUAACACCAAUGGUGAGCACCUGUCCUGCAGGUUCCAGGGCUUGGCGAGCUGGUUCUCCCUCCUCCGUCACUGCUGCACAGGAAUCGUUUGGGGCGUCCUUGAUGUCACGCACCUCGGGAGCUGCCUUUGCUCAGUGCGCCUGUGGAUGUUUAUGGCUCAAGACCGCUCACAUGCUCAUGUGAUACUGGCAGUGCUGCUGAGUAGGUAGGGCUGGGAGCCGGGGACCUCAGGGUUCUAACGGGCUCGGCUCCUGAUUCCCUGUGUGGCCUUGAGUCACCGCCCCGCUCUGUGCUCUGGUUUCCCUUCUGUACAAGGCAGGUGGGGCCAGCUCUCCGACCGCAACAUGGAGCUAGUUACUCUGGCUCACAGCCCUGCGUGCCGAGCGUCCCUCUGAGAGGACACAGAGACGAUCUCGCUGGGGAAAAUGGGUCACGCGCGGUCCUCCAAUCUCGAGGGUUCAAGGCCUGACGUGUACUGGCUCCAGGGACGGGAAGCCAGGACUUUCACCUCUGACACUGGCUCAGUAUGUGACCAUGGAGAUGUCACAUUACCCACUCUAUGCCUCAGUUUCCCUGUCUGGAACUAGGGCUGUGAGGACUAAUGUUGAUAUUUUGCUUUGAGAUGCACUGCUGAACGGCACUAGAGACAGGCCGAGUAUUAUCCUCACUAAGUAAUCUCUGCGGGAGAGGUUUGCUUCACUGCUCCCAGUUCCUAUGGGCACUUUCGACAUGUGUUUUCCUAAGGUGCAGUUACCAAGGGAUCUGGGCACUAAACCCACAAAUGAAUAAAAAACGAGCAUCCUGCCUUCCCCUCAACUGAACUAGUCACAGAGGACAAGUGGUAACGCAACAGGUGGCAGAAUGAGUUCCUUGGAGCGGCUGGGUCUUGCUGUAAAGGAAAUACUACGGCCAGUCUAGCUUCCUCCUCCUCGGUAGCUUGGGGAGUCGGCCACCCCAGGACUGUGAACAGAUUCACCUGACACCCGGCCUGGUUCCAUAGAUUGGCACUGAGCUGCUCUGCAACAAGAGAUGAGGGGUAGGACUAGCAGGCAGGGGGCGAAAGACACCAUGGGUCAGAUUCUCAGCUGCAGUAAAUCAGCGUAGGGCUCCUGAAUUCAAUGGCACUAUGCCAGUUCCCCCCGAGAAUCCGGCCCCACGCUUCUGAACCCAGGAGAGCCUCACAUGGAGCCCUGUGACGGACAUCCUGCCUCCCCUACCAUCCCUGGCUUGGUGUACAAUCAAAAUAUUAAAGACACUGCCACUAAUGUAUGGCAGAAAGGCCAAGGCCAAAUAAAACUCUGCUACCCCAUUGACUGCCGUUAGGUUGUACAGAUGUAACUGGCCAACAUUUGGUUCGCUCUGUGCACAUAAAUACCAUUGAUCAGCUAGACAGGGCAAGCCUGGACUCCGAAAACGAGUCUGGGCACCUGCUGCGUAUUUCCAUGCACGUUGGAUGAGGCUGGGAGCAGGGAGGACAGGGCAUAGGACAAAAAGGGGGGGUUAAUGGAUUACAGAUUGUUUUAAUAAGCCCUAACUGAGUCCUCCUCCUCAAAGGAAACCUGCACAACGCUUUCAAAAGACGAGCCUGGGAGCUUAAAUCCCUAACUCUGCUAGACACGAAAACUCAUGGGCUGAACAGAGACACUGGAGUCAUGGCUUAUUACAACAAUCUGUAACCGACUAACCGCUGCUGUUUGUCCUAUGACCGCAGAGGUGCUAACGGGACACUCUGCCUUGCAUGGUCCCUUGCAGAAUACACUAACUGCUUAUGCCAGGCAAUCCGUCCCAGUUGGCGUUUAGCUGUGACGCUCCCAGUACGGUGCCCAGAGCUGAACAAGAGCUCUGGGCAGGUCUACCCUUAAAACACUGCCUCAGUGCCGCUGUAGUGUGUAAGUGACGCUGCUCCUGUGCCGAUGGGAAAGGCCUCUCCCAUCGGCGUAGUUAACCCACCUCCCCGAGAGGCGGUAGCUGUGUUGGUGGGAGAAACUCUCCUGCUGACAUAGAGCUGUCCACACGGGGGCGUUAGGUGUGGAUUUUUCACACCCUGAGUGACGUGUUUAUACCGAUAUAGGUCUGCAGUAUAGACCAGACCUCUGUGCAGCUCGAAAGCUUGUCUCUCCCCAACAGAAGUUGGUCCAAUACAAGAUAUUACCUCCCCACCUACACUAGAGGGUGAAAUUCACCCCGUGCAGAGCACCAGCACAAGGCCUAUGUCCCACCUCAGCCUCUGUGCUGCCCUCUGCCCCGGAGGGGACUUUCACCUCUGAUGAGUGUUAGACCCAAAGGACGGAUGAUUCCAGGAGCUAGAUAAAUGAGGUUGAAAGGACCAGACGUAGGCAUUAAAGAACAGCCUAUGGGUGCUGUGGGGAGCCUCAGACAUGCUACCCCAAUGAACCGCCUGGCUAUCGGGAGUUAAGGCACCAGCAGAGAACAGCCAGAUGCUAUGGGGGCAGGGCAGGGCAGACAAGACAAUUCCAUCAGUGCAGAGCAGAGAAAGGAAGCUCAGUAGGACUGACAUAGACUCGACGAGUGCUGGGUUUGAGAAAUCCUUUGGUCAGAGAGGGAAAUUAGUUGAAUAUUGAAUUUGCUCCAUUUACAAAGAGCCGUUACAGCAAAUAUAGAAAGUGGAUGUUAAUAUUCUAAUAUGGAGAAAAGGCCAUAAAUUCAGGCGACUGAAUGAUGGGUUUUGAAGGACACGUGGUUUUAAAGCCUCAUCAGCGUAAAUCUUAAAAAGAAGACAAGCUCUGGGAAAGCCCCAGGAUGUAAGAACUUAAGAUCCUCUGUGGUUUCUCCUUUUAAGUUGAUCUGUGGAUCUUAAAGGUAAAGUUUUGGUAUCUAAAUCUUUCCAGCAAGGGUCUGGAGAUGCCUCAAGCAAUGAGAAGUGACUCCGAGGAAAUGGCAGGACCAGACUCCAGAAGCCCGUCUGGGUUACAGUAAAUGGAACAUGGGUUAAACAAGAUGGUAAGAAGCAGCAGAAGAGGGUGAACUGCCAAAAGUCGGAGCAGACUCUGAGCGUGCGUGUGAGGAAAACGGGAACAUUGAGCUCGGUAGCUGUGAUUCCUGACGCGUCACUUUUCUUGUCCUGGAGGAAACACAGCAUAAAGCCAUUUGAUGCCUUAACGUAAUGGGCUCGAUCAGUCCUUGAAACUGAAGUGGCCUCUUUGUGAGUUUGCUUGAGGAUGACUUCCGAGGUUCAGAAAGGGGUCACGAUGGUUUCCAGUGUCUUCAGUGUUUGACGAGUGAUUUCUGGUUUUUCUAUUUUACUGUUGCAGGGACUCCAUGAUAAGGGGCCAAACCCGUUCUCAUGUACAACAGUGUAAAUUCCACAGGGAGGAUCAGGCCAAUGUCCAUUGAGGCCAAUGUAAGGGCUCCCACUGACUUCCACAGCACUGGAUCAGGCCUGAACUCCGCAGCAGUCAGGAAGUUGCUCUAUAAUUCAGUUGCUACGUGGAAGAGUGGAAUCUGGCCCCAGGGUGUUAAUUUUUCUUGCCAAAGAGGGGAUAGGAGAAAUGUGUUCCUUUAACCUACUGAGAAGGUGAGGCAAGGAGUUUUAAACAGAAACAUUUGAAUGUAAAUACGAAGAGGACACAUCGCAUGGGUCUCUGAUUUGAAUUGUUUUCUUUUCAUGCCUUGUAUUGUCGGUCUCUCUACAAGGUAAACAGGGAGAGGCUGGGUAAAGCCAGGCCCAGGCGUGCCUCUGUUGGAAUCAGUGGGACAGGCUUUCGCUUUUCAUUCUGAUCCUUGGGAUUUGUUUUCCAGGUGUGAUCACAGGUUUUCCAAGUAUGGGUCUAGUUAUUUCGUCUGACCAAGUACGGGUUUGGGCUACACAGUUGCACUGUGAGAAUCAGAGAGAAAGGGGAAAGUCAGAUUUAGGGUCCUAUUAUCUUCAUUGCUCAGCCAGGAAGGGGAUUAGGGGAACAAAGCCCCCAAACAUGUCAAUGUGAUGAUGUCCACUUUCCACCCAAGCCAGAGGAACCCUUUCCCAUGUGGUAGCUUGCUGCAGGGUUUAGAGCUAGAUUGGGGGGAAAAGUCCUUUAUUUCCACUAUGGUAUUUUAUAGUGCUAGAACUUUUUGCAAAGGAUAUAAAAACUAGUUCUGUGCAGGCUGUUAGAGUAGGAGAGCACAAACAUGUCUGCUUCUGCGGUGGUGUUGAGUCUAUAAAGCUACCAUUCCCAACGUUACACAGAACAUGAAAUAGAAUUGAACAAAAUUUCAGGUUCUGGGGUAAAGUAGGUCUGAACUAUUGGCACUUAAUUAUCUUCCUAAGCAAAAUAAUUAACUAAUUUUAUAAGGAAUGAACAUAUUCCUUACAAGAGAAUUUGUAUAUUUAUUACAUUCUUUUUGUUGAUUGCUUUGAAGAUAGAUCUCAGAAGAAAAGGUCUGCAAAUCUUAGACUGCUACAAUCUGUAUAAUUUAGAUGAACAUUUUGAUUUUUUUCCUUUUGUCAAUCAACGUCACCAAUAAAGGCUUGUUUAUUUUAGAGACUA